Closterium sp. NIES-65 is the source of this 1230-nucleotide messenger RNA. Lineage: Eukaryota; Viridiplantae; Streptophyta; Zygnematophyceae; Desmidiales; Closteriaceae. The record is from the annotation of a GenBank genome assembly.
AUGUUCGACUCAGAUUGUAUCCAUUUCCGGCUCGCCAAGGUUCCCUGUUAUUUCGUUCCUGUUCGGCCCCUCCCACCACUGGGCUCAGUGAACAACGAGGACGAUGCGCAGGGGAGGCGGAGAAAGGGCAAGGCGCGCAGCACCAAGGGGGAAGAGCACGAUCCGCGCAACGCGCAGGCGCAUUCCCACGCCGUGAUCGCCUCGUCGCUCAUGCUACCACCAGACGCUCUGCCGCUCUCAGGCAAGCGCAAGGCGAGGCGGUGGGUGAACGAGCGCCUGCUAAAGGACAUGGCGGGGCCUCUUACUGGGCCAGACGUCACCUCGCUCUAUGCGCCGCCACCCUGGGGAGAGAAGACAGAGCGGCCAGUGUUGGAGAGGCUGUCAGAUGUGGCGCUCUCCACGCCCUUUGAAGCCUUUGUGUGCCAGCAAUACCUUGCAGGGGCUACUUUCAACAAGGCUCUUCUGGUGGCAUUCCUGCACCCGCCACCUGCUGCCACUGCUGCCACCACUGGCGCGACGAGCAGCCAAGUGGACGCAUCUUGCAGUGGCAGGGGAGAGCUGAGCAGUGAGGAUGGCAGGGGGGACGAGAGCAGCAUUGUGUCGUGUGCAGCAGGCGUUGCUGGGGGUGAUGGAGCAGAGGGGCAACAGCAACAGAUGGAGGAGGCACAGGAGGAGGGUGGAGAGGGGUCGCAGGAGGGGGGUGAGAGUGGGAGUGGAAACACGAUUGGGAGUGUGUUGCCGGAGUGGUGUGUGCAGGCAGCAUGGAGCGACGUGGAGAGUGCUUUGGAGGCACAUGGAGGGAAGCUGAAGGGGGGCGUGAGCGGUGGUGCAGGUGCAGCAGACGGGGAGGCGGACGGCAUGGGGAGGGGAGGGGAGGGAAGGCAGGUGCUGGUGUUUGCUGCAGACGAUGCCUUCCUCAGACUGUUGCUGCACGGCAUGUGCCAGUUCCAUGGAAUGCGGUCACUCUCCCUUCCUGCAGCCAGCCUACCCACCCACCUCCUCCUCUCCUUCCCGCCCCACCUCGCGCCCUCCACUCUCACUGUCGCCUGGCGUCCCCUCCCCCUACCCUCUCAGCCAUCCCCCUCUGCCUCCCCAUCACAACCGCAAGAGCUGCCGCUCCCAGCACCUCAAGAGAGUAACGUUGUUACAGCAGACCACCCUGCCUGGCCCUCGCAUCACAUUCGCCUGCACCACAUACUGCCUGCCUGCCCCCUGCCUAUCCCCACAUAG